Messenger RNA from Baudoinia panamericana UAMH 10762, 610 nucleotides. RefSeq lists its product as uncharacterized. The coding region runs from base 176 to 532 and encodes 118 amino acids. NCBI's taxonomy places the organism in Eukaryota, Fungi, Ascomycota, Dothideomycetes, Mycosphaerellales, Teratosphaeriaceae. The transcript has a single exon. The record is from RefSeq and is a predicted model, not a curated record.
CGUCUGCCGUAAGUACAGUUUGAAGCCUAAGGGUACCCUCCGGGCAGCCUACAUUGCGCAUUCCGCAAGACACAUCCCGAGUACAGAAAGCACUGGUCGUUCCUAAAACGCGCUUUGACGACGUCCGCUGGCUAGCUGGCCUAGACCCGUCAGCCAACCUUUCCCAGUUCCACUUAUGCAGCUGACCUCUUGCGGCUCCUUUACUGCCUUUGUGUAUACUACAGACGUACGACCUGAGUUGCAAUACCUCCAGCCGAGGGUGAUUGCGGGUCUCGAAUUCUGCGCAUGUCUGUCGUAUCUUCUGGACUACUACGACGCCUUACCGCAAUACUCACUCUUCCUACACGCAACUGAAGAUCAGUGGCACAAUGAUGUGUUCUCUAAACCCACCAAUCAACCAGAUACGUUGCGUAGCUUACGGAUGGAGAACAUUAACGCAGCCGGUUACGUCAGCUUGCGGUGUAAGCCACAUCCGGGUUGCCCGCCAGAUAUCGAGCCCACGACCCCGGCGGCUCCUGAUGGACAUGUCUGAAACAUCAACAAGACACAAAGUGAUGCACCGCCGCUUCUCGGCGGGCCGUGCUGCGCACAGUUUAGGGUGAGUCGGAGC